UGCUUUCCAACACAGAGCAGGGCAUCUGGCUGAUCUAGUUCUGCCUCUGAGGAAUGUGUUUGUGCAAGCCUGCUGUACCUCGCCCUGCCCUUUGUUAUGUGGACUAUCUCAAAGUGUUCCAGGAAAAGAUUGCAAGCAGGAAGAUGACUGGAACUUUUGAUUGGGAGCGCCACGUCAGCAAGUUUCACAACUAACAUGUGACACCCUUUCAACCGGAACUUUACCAUGGACCUGGUGAAACAUACAGGUGGCUGCCACUGUGGGGCUGUGCGAUUUGAAGUCUGGAAUUCCCCAGACCUCCAUGUUUUUCAUUGCAAUUGCAGCAUUUGCACAAAGAAGCAAAAUCAUCAUUUCAUUGUGCCAAAAAAUCGCUUCACGCUCUUACAGGGUUUGGAAAAUCUGACCACGUACACAUUUAACACUCAUGUUGCAAAACACACCUUCUGUAAAACCUGUGGAGUUCAAAGUUUCUACACACCACGCUCCAACCCAGACGGAUAUGGCAUUGCUCCACAUUGUCUGGAUCCAGGUACUGUGCACAGUGUCACAGUGGAGAACUUUUGUGGGGAGAAGUGGGAAGAAAGUAUGCAAGUUCACGAAACUAUCAGAGACAUGUCAAAACCAGAGGAAAACUAACGCUAUUGUCAUAUAAGAAACUUUAUUUUUCAAUCAGCAUGACAUCAGAAACAUUCAACAGUACUUUCAUUGGUCUUUAAAGUAAUAAAAAAAAGUCAUAACCCCUUGGAAAAGCUUAAAUACUCUAUAUUUUAAUACAGUGUUGUGACUGAGUCAAUAAAAGUUUUUCUGUAACAAAAAAG
Messenger RNA from Pundamilia nyererei, 818 nucleotides. It is a transcript of the gene cenpv, whose product is annotated as centromere protein V. The transcript has 6 exons. Bases 226 to 636 code for a protein of 136 amino acids. Lineage: Eukaryota; Metazoa; Chordata; Actinopteri; Cichliformes; Cichlidae. The record is from RefSeq and is a predicted model, not a curated record. Gene Ontology annotation, molecular function: carbon-sulfur lyase activity.